Messenger RNA from Plasmodium inui San Antonio 1, 4284 nucleotides. RefSeq lists its product as hypothetical. The transcript has a single exon. NCBI's taxonomy places the organism in Eukaryota, Apicomplexa, Aconoidasida, Haemosporida, Plasmodiidae. The coding region runs from base 1 to 4284 and encodes 1427 amino acids. Gene Ontology annotation, cellular component: cytoplasm; exon-exon junction complex. Gene Ontology annotation, biological process: nuclear-transcribed mRNA catabolic process, nonsense-mediated decay. The record is from RefSeq and is a predicted model, not a curated record.
AUGGCCUCCUCGGAAGAUUGUAGUCCCAACGUGGUGGAUGCCCGUGAGGCGUACCUUGCAAGCUCCAGGGAGAACGAUGCAUUGCGGGGGAAAAUGAUCACAUGGCAAAGCGAAAAGGAGGAGAAAGAGGAAAAACAGCAAACACACCAAUCGCAGCAAAACAAAACCUCCAUGGAGAGCAAAAAGAACAUGAGCAUAAUCCAUAUUCACAAAUUUAUUAACAAAUUAAAAAACGCAAAUUCAGCCAACCUAGAACAAAGCUACCUCCAGACAUUGCUAGAGGACAUUAAGCAUCUGAACAUCUCCAAAUAUCUGAGCGAGAUAUUUAAUUCUGUGCUGAAUUUAAUUCAUCAUGUGAAUAGAUACUCCGAUCUCUUCCUCUUUGUUAACUUCAUACGAUAUCUGCAUGAGCAUUACGAGGACGUGAGUGAGCACAUCGACAGGACAGUGUUUUCAGAAUACUUCCGGCUGGACCAGGAGGACAGGAGUUACUUCUUCCUCGUCUUUUACGAAUUGUACAAUAAUGUUAGCGAGUCCAGCUUCUCCGCUAAUUACACGUUUUGUCCCUCGCCCCGCGGCAGCGGUGCCACCAACUCGGAGAGCAACUCCGGCGCGAAGGUGGUACCGGAUACAGCGGCGAAUGGAGAGGCGAGUGCAACGGUGAAUACAGGGGAGAAUACACGGGCGACUGCAGGGGCGAAUACACAGGCGAGCGCCGCUAUCCAAGCAAGUGAAAACUCCCCUGCAAAUGGCGCUGGAACCCCGUGUGACAGCAUGGCGCUCCAACUGAAGGAGCUGCGGACCUUCCAGAAGGCGAAAGCCACGGCGAUGAAAAACCUGCACCUGUACAUGCGCAAGGAGGGGCGCGAAACGGACCCCUUCGUUCUAGAGCACGACCUCUUCGCAAACGAAGGAAAGGAGACAAAGGGGUGGAAGAGCAACCAAGCGGACCAAAAGGCAUACAUAAAGGACAUGCUAAACGAUCCGAAUCUCCUAAAAAAAGUGAAAACAAAAAACGAGAAAAGGAAAGUACUUCUCUGCAUGUACGUCGAACUGGUGCUACAGAACAUCUGCAAAAAUAGGGACCUGCUUACCUACAUGUUUAUGAAUAUGUCAUUUUUCUUCACGCUAACGUUGGACUUGCAAGUGACGGAUAGGGACAGGAUUGGCUUGGAUACGUCGCCGCAGGAGAAGCGGGACGUGAAUGUUUACGCAACAAGAUCGGAUGUGAUGCGUGCUGUAAAGAAGCACCUCGCUGUCAGCACGGUGGUGACGUACGACUACGUCUUCUCGAAUGCGGGCACGCUGUUUGGGGGGGGUAUCGGCGGAAGCGGUGACACUGCUGGGGGAAGCGGCAGCAGUGAUGGCGACGCCAUAGCGAAUACCCCUUCCGAAGGUAGCGCCGUUAACGCAGCAAAGGGGGGAAACCCCUCUGACGCCGCUAACACAGCUAACGUCUCCAACGCAGCUGGUGCCGCCCUCCGUCUGGGCGAGGUGAGAAAUCACGUGGUGAACUUCCUGCACGUGUUCUACUACAGCAGUAUGAUGAAUCUGCUUGUCUACCUCUACGGAGAGCACCUCAUCAAUGAAUACAGCAUUGGGAGGAAAAGGAAUCCCCUCCAGACGGAGGACUACGAUUUUUUUAGUGUGUACGAUAAGUGCGUGAAGCUGUGCUGCUACUUAGGGUUGGAGGUCCCCAGUUUGGACGCUAUUCAAGUGGUGGGGAUAGAGCUGCUAGGCAUGAAGGACGCCAGCGUUAAGCACAUAAAACUCUUCGACAAGAUGAAAAAUAAUAACAGGAAGGAUAAGGACGGGGCAGGUGAUGAAUCCAUCUCCUUCUGGGCCAAUGAAGAGGAGAAGGCAUUUUACACCAAAUUCCCCGACUACUCCAAUAUCAACAUUGCGCUGAAUGACGAGGAGGAGGAGGCCAGUAUUGCGAAUGUGAGCUCUGCCGCGGAGGUUGACGCUUCCACAGCCGCGGAUGCGUCUAGCCCGAGUAACGCUUCCAGCCCAGCUAAUGCUUCCGCUGCCGUUGAUGCGUCUAGCCCGGGUGGCCUGGAGACGGGCGCCCGGAAAGACCCCAAGAAGGGGUUCCCGAAGUACCUGGAGAAGCUGCUGCAAAUGAACAACGAGAAGGAGCUGCAGGAUCACGUGAUGACCUUUCUGCUAAACUAUAAUACAAAGAGGAAGAGAAAGCUCGUGGCGAACAGCAUCACGCACAUUAACCAAGUGGUGCUGAACUUGAUUCCCUUCUACUGCCGAUAUGUAGCCAUUAUUAAUGUGUAUAGGAAGGACAUGGCGGUGACGAUAAUCGAGGAGCUAAAGCGAAUAACAGAAAAGUUAAUCAAAGAAAAAUUGCCUUGCCAAAAUAAGAAGACCAAGUGCAUAAAGUAUAUUUGUGAGCUAGCCAAAUUUAAGCUUCUAGACAUGACGUACAUUUUGGACGUCCUACAUCUUCUGAAUGAGAAUUUUACAUCCGAUCACGCGGAGCUGUCUCUCUACAUUUUGGAAAACUGUUCUCUCCUCCUAAUUAACAACUCAAAGACACACAUCCGUUUUAUAAACCUAUUAGAGAAGAUAAAAAAAAUGAAGACCUCGAGGAAUCUCUCUACCUCGUUUGACCUGCUCUUCGAAGAAUGCUGCAUCAAGAUAGAGCAAGAAUUUGAUCCCCAAAAGAAGAAUGCUAAAAGGAAUAGAAUCAAAUCGAAGUAUUCAGAAGAGAAUUUAAAAAAAAAAAAUUUCCUAAAAAAGCUACUUUUUCAUGACAUAGAAGAAAGUUCCGCUGAACAGAUAAGCAUCCACGUGAGGAAGUUCAAUUGGGAUGAUCUCUUUUUUACUUCCUUACUGAGGAAGUACAUUUUUAAGUUCUUAAUUUAUAUGAGCAUAUACCAGAUUAGGAACCUGGCGUCUCUCUUAUUCUACAUCGCCAUACACAGACCUAACUUCGUCACGCAAAUUAUAGAUGAGCUGUAUGAGCGCAUCGUACACAUUAUCGAGGAGAACGAUUUUAAGAAGUUCAACUUACUCAUUCAGUAUGCGCAUUUAUUUUCUGAACUGUUUAUUUAUAAGAUCCUCAGUUCCAGCAAUGUGCUGGAUUUGCUGUACUUUUUGGUUGCCCUUUCCGACGCGGACAUGGCCAACGUUCACCACGUGGCUAGCAUCCAUCGGCUCUUCUACGAGAACAGGCGAGCCGCUCUGCGGGGGGGAAACGGCACGUUUGAGAGGAAAUCCCCAGACGGCUCUUUUGAGAGCAAAGCGGGAAACUGCACUGUUGACCAAGGCGACCACUUCUCCUUCGACGACUACACAAACCCGCUUCACAAAUUCCUGCUGAUCAAUAGGAACAGCCCAGUCUUCCGCAAUCUCCUGGAGGACCCCGAAUGUAGCAGUUUCAUUAACAUCAAGAUGGUCUGUAUAAUCAUAGAAAGGUGCGGAAAGUACUUCCAGAACGCCCCCCUACUGAAAUUCAAAUGGACAAAGUUCUUUCUAAUUUUUAUCAGAUUUUUGCGUGUACAGGAACCGCUUCCUGUGUAUAUUACCAACUUAACAGAUGGCAUCAUUGAUCUGUUUUGCAAAGACAUGCGGGUGCUGACCACGGUUAAGCAGGUAGAUAAAUACCUCCUCAGAUUGUUGAAGUGUGAAUACAGAGUGUACCUGAGCAUAAGCGGAAAUGGUGUAGACGCCAUUCGAGGUGAAGAUGCUUCUCGGGGUAAAGACGACGCUCGUGGUGAAGCAGCUUCUCGAGGCGACUCUUCCCUUUUUGUCACCGGAGAUGAAUUAACUUUUCGACUCGAUCCAGAAGAUUCUUCUCCGGAGCAGCACAACGACGUAGGCCGUGACAGGCUGAAGGGGAACACCCGCAGGGUGGAGGCGGGAUAUCCCCACGGGGGGGGUAGAAGCUGGCCGCAGGAAAAAUCGGGUGAGUACACCUACGGGGCCGCCUACCAAAAUCGCUACGGAGUCACCUACCGAGAUGGCCAUCGAGAUGCUCGCCCAGGCACGCAAGUUCGGGGCAUUACAGCAGAGGAGAGUCUCUCCAAGCAGGACCAACAGGGUAACUACGUCAAAGAGGAGAACCAACAUGGCAACCAGGUCAAAGAGGAGGACGCAAUUCCCAACGAAGACAUCGACGAUGAAAUUAACGCAAUAAUUAAAUCAUCCAUUGCGGAAAACAGGUCUUGCCAGAGCAGGAGGGCCGCUCCGCAGAACAUCAAGAACGCUACGCUGUAUAGCAAGCUGCUCGGUAGAGCGGCCAUACCGGUUGGCGCCAAGUGUGUCAAGUGA